AUGUACGCUUCGGGUCGGCACCGCGGCAGCUACAAGAUGAGGCUGUACGAGCACUUCGACAUGAGCGGCCAGAUGAUGGAGCUGACGGACGACUGCCCCAACCUCAUGGACCGUUUCCGCCUGUCCAACUUCAACUCCUGCAACGUGAUGGACGGCCACUGGCUGCUGUACGAGCACCCCCACUACAGGGGGCGCCACUACUACCUGAGGCCCGGCCAGUACAGCAGCUUCAGCGAGUGGAGCGGCAACAACUCCAGGAUCAGCUCCGUCCGGCGUCUCACGGAUCUCUAAA
Messenger RNA from Paralichthys olivaceus (Japanese flounder), 292 nucleotides. The record is from RefSeq and is a predicted model, not a curated record. Lineage: Eukaryota; Metazoa; Chordata; Actinopteri; Pleuronectiformes; Paralichthyidae.